AUGAAUGCUAAGAAUGCCUCCUUGCAAAGUGUCCAAGUAGGGUGUGAACAUUGUGAGGAUUUCAUUCAUAGUAGUGGUGAGUGUUAUGCCAUGGGACAAGCUUGGAGUGAGAAAGUGAACUACGUGGGAGGUCAAAGGCAAGGGAAUGAUCCCUACUCGAAUACCUAUAAUCUCAGAUGGAAGAACCAUCCCAACUUUGGGUGGAGAAAUCAAGAAGGGCAAGGCAAUGUUCAAGCGCAACAACAAGCGGGUCCUAGUUUUCAAGGUGGAAAUAGGCCUCAACAACAAGGUCAAUAUCACAACCACCGAGGUCAAGGAAACAAUUAUGUUGGUAGGCCUCAACACCCUCCCGGGUUCCAACCCCAAAAUAAUAUGGAUAAGGGAAAUGUGCUUUCCAAGGUGCUAGAGAAGUUGGAAAAAACGGAGCAAAGGGAGAAGAACCAAGCUUCCACUAUCCAUCAUUUAGAGACCCAAAUCUCACAAAUGGUAAUUUCACUUCAAGGAAGAACGCAAGGUGGACUACCCUCUAUUACGGAAAACAAUCCAAGGGGGCAAUUUAAAGCGGUUGAGCUUAGGAGUGGUAAGAACCUUGGAAAAGCGAAUGGCAAGAGACCAAGGAUUGAGGAGGAUGAGCCUCAAGUGGUGAUUGAUAUUGCAAGCUCAAGUCAAGAGCUACCUAAGCCUUGUGAGGAAGUGGCUAUUUAUAUUGAAGAACCAUAUGUGAGACCUCCACCACCUCCACCUUUUGUACCAAAGGUACCAUUCCCAAGCCGGUUAAGGAAGGCGCCGGACAAUCAAAAGUUUCAUAAGUUUCUUGAGAUAUUCAAGAAACUUCAAAUCAACAUAAGCUUAGCGGAUGCACUACGGGAGAUGCCCCAAUAUGCUAAGUUCUUGAAGGACAUCAUAACCAACAAGAGGAGUUGGGACAAUGGUGCAACAAUCUCUGUCCCAGAAGUUUGUAGCUCAAUCAUCUUGAGCGAUCUACCGGCUAAGUUAAAGGAUCCAGGGAGUUUUUCUAUACCUUGCACUAUAGGAAAUAUGAGUUCAAUUAGUUUCCUAUGUUAUUUGGAAGCUGGUAUAAAUCUCAUGCCUUUGACUCUUUUCAGGACGCUAUGUAGGGAGAAAUCCGUGAAGAACACCUCGAUGGUACUCCAAGUAGCGGAUCACUCAUUAAAGAGGCUUUAUGGGAUUGUUGAGGAUGUGCUUGUCAAGGUGGAUAAGUUCAUCUUCCCGGUUGAUUUUGUUAUUUUGGACUAUGCGGUAGACAAGGAGUGCCCAAUGAUCUUAGGGCGCCCCUUUAUGAAUACCACAAGAACUUUGAUUGAUGUGCCUGGUGGGAAGUUGACCUUGCGAAUUGAUGAAGAAACGGUUGAGUUUGAUAUGAAGAGAGUCACGAGGGGUACCAUCGAGGAGGAAGAUUGCAUGAGGAUUGAUUUGGUGGAUGAACUUGUGAGGGAUCAACUUGAAGCGAAUAUGGAAGUGUUUAAUCUAGGCGGAAAGAAAUUAAUUCAGAAUUUGGACUCCCCAGGGGAGUGUCUCGAAUUGAGACACCCUAUAUAUGAGAAUGUCUCGAGUCGAGACACUCAAAUGAAGGAAACAGAAGCUACUUUGGAGUUUGUCACGUUCCAUUCCGAAGAGCUUGAUGAUGAAUUAUCCGAAGAAGAUAAACCUAAGACGGAAAGUUUGAUUAAAAAUGAGGGGGUUACUCCUCCAUGCUCUGGGGUACCACCCGUUGUGGAGAUGAAGCAUGUACCUCCUCAGCUCCGGUAUGCCUUUGUUGGCGAGAACAAGACUCUUCUGAUCAUUAUUUCCAACAAUCUAUCGGAAUCAAGAGCGGAGAGUGGUGCAAGUAGUGAAGGGGCAUGUGUUGGCCGUGGGAUGGCAAAUUUCUGA
This is a messenger RNA of Mercurialis annua (annual mercury), 1893 nucleotides long. RefSeq lists its product as uncharacterized. The coding region runs from base 1 to 1893 and encodes 630 amino acids. The transcript is spliced from 2 exons. The record is from RefSeq and is a predicted model, not a curated record. NCBI's taxonomy places the organism in Eukaryota, Viridiplantae, Streptophyta, Magnoliopsida, Malpighiales, Euphorbiaceae.